Messenger RNA from Lytechinus pictus (painted urchin), 7894 nucleotides. RefSeq names its product ATP-binding cassette sub-family C member 9-like. Lineage: Eukaryota; Metazoa; Echinodermata; Echinoidea; Temnopleuroida; Toxopneustidae. Gene Ontology annotation, molecular function: ATP hydrolysis activity; ABC-type transporter activity; ATP binding. The coding region runs from base 240 to 5006 and encodes 1588 amino acids. The record is from RefSeq and is a predicted model, not a curated record. The transcript is spliced from 30 exons. Gene Ontology annotation, biological process: transmembrane transport. Gene Ontology annotation, cellular component: membrane.
AUUGUCAAUGAAUCGGCAGUGAAGGAAACAUAGUUGAGAACACAACUCUAUAUACACGGAUCGUAGUUCCGUAUCAUGCAUGAAUACCCUUUGCAAAACAGGUACGAUAUUCUGAAUUUGCUUUCAUGCGGGGCACUCCAAUGGGGUCCGCAUGUAAGAGUAUACGUAAAGAUAAGUUGUUGUACCGGCGACGUGCAGCCCAACGGUUGAGGUAGCAUAAAGACUCACAUGACAUCGCCAUGGCUUCUGCUGCAUGGGGUUGGUUCUGCGGUAGCAACGCAUCAGACUCUUCUUUCGAUUUCAACUCAACCGUGAAUCGGGAAUGUCUUGUAGACGCCAUCAUCUCAGUCCCACCCGUGUCAUUUUCUGUGUUAGCCAUCCUAACCACCAUCAUCACCCGGUGUUGCUGUAUCAGGGGGAAUGCUACCCUGUAUCUCCUACGAUAUCCCGGACAUUCUUUAAGAUGGAUACUGAGUCUUGCACUCAUCGCCGUCUGCCUUGCUGCAAUCGGCGAGGGAAUCCUCACUGAGGAAUCUUUCCGUAAAGGGGGAGACCACCCACACCCCUACUUGUACCUCAAUGGGGUCUUUCUGCUGCUAUCUGCAAUUAUAUCACUGUCUUAUUACCAAUUCUUGGAGAAGAGACGGAUAAAACACUUGUCAUGGUUACUUUUGCUCUUCUGGUCAGUAUCCAUAGUAACCAUGUCUUAUCGUCUGCACCACUUUCUCAACGACGAUCUGAUAGCCGGCAGUGGGACAAACAAACUCGAUAUUUUUCGAUAUGAUGUUACCAUCCUGUUCUUAGUGAUAUACUCCAUCUUAUUUUUUGUGGAAUUCAACUUCAUUAUCAAAACGAUAUGCUGUUUCGAGGCAUCCGUUGACUCUCUUCCAGCUGACGUGAAAAAGGAGAAGAUGAAGUACUUGUCCAAGUAUUCGAAUCUCCUCUCUGAAGUGACAUACUGGUGGGAGAAUUGGAUAUUCAAAACUGGCUACAAGAAGGUCGUCGAAGUGGAUGACCUCGGAAAUAUACCCGAGGUUCACACAUCAAUGUACAACCACUCAAGGUUCAAAAACGUUUUCGAAAGAGAAAAGGAGAAAUGUUUUCUGCAGGGCAAAGAACUCAAUAUCUUCAAAGUGCUGUGUAUCACUUACGGCCCAACAAUUGCUUUCGCUGGUCUCCUCAAGAUCAUAGGUGAUUUACUGGCGUUUAUCGGACCUUUGGCCAUCAGCGGAAUCGUGAAUUUCGUCACCAAAACGUACUAUCUUCCCGAAGAUGCCCAGCGUGAGCUGGUAUCUCCCCACUUGGUGUCCCCUGCCGAAUUCUUUGCUAAUGGUUACGUUCUAGUUGGUGCUGUGUUCUUAUCGUCGCUCCUUCGUCACACUUGCGAUCAGUAUUACCAAUACAUGGUUUCAAUGGAAGGCCUACAUGUUCGCUCUGCAAUUCAGUCCAUGGUGUAUUGGAAAUCGAUGAGGAUGUCGACGUAUGCGAUAUCGGGUGGGAUGAUGACCAUGGGACAGAUCACCAAUCACAUGUCGGUCGAUGCCAACAAUGUCAUGAUGUUCUUCCAGCUAUCAAAUGAGAUUUGGGCCGUACCACUGAAGAUUAUCAUCACUCUGGUUCUUUUAUACCGUCAGCUGGGCUACCCUGCCCUUAUCGCUUCAAGUCUCUUCUUUCUCACUUUCCCAAUCCAGAUUAAGAUUGGAGUCACGGUCGCAGGAAUUAUCAAGCAGUUUCUGCAAUGUGCAGACAAAAGACUAAAACUGUCGAACGAGAUGCUAAAUGGAAUUAAGUUGCUGAAAAUCUAUGGCUGGGAGAAGCUGUUCUACGGUCUCAUCCAAAAGGCUCGAGAGAAGGAGCUAGCGCAGAUACUGAAGAUGUACUUUGUUAUUUCAUGCAAUUUUGUUCUUAAUUCCGGAGUCCCUGGCAUUGUUACCUUGAUAGCAUUUGGAACCUACACCAGCCUGACAGGGAAACCUUUGACCCCCGACGUAGCAUUCACAACCCUCUCGCUGUUCAAUCAAAUCACCGCUCCCCUCUUCCUUCUGCCAUUCGUCAUCAAUCUCUUCGUCAACUGUCUGGUUAGCUGCAGACGUCUCAAGACCUAUUUCCUCGCGCCGGAGAUCGAGGGUGGUGUUAAUGAUGAUGACGAAAAGGAUUUUGAGAGUACCAUUAUGAAUAGGAAUGGUAGGGGAUUCAAUACGCAUAAUGGCAGCUAUCAACAUGGUACCGAGGUGAAGAUUCGAGAGCCAAAAAUUAAGAAGAAAACUUUUACGGUUGAUGAUGAUGAUGGGCUCCCAGACUCUGAUCGUGCUCCACUCUUAGCCAGUAACACAUCAUAUGGGUCUGUAGAAUCUUUCAGGGGCAACAUGGACACCUCUUUCUGUGAAGAUCUACCCAGUGACGUAGCUAUAAGGGUAAUUGAUGGUAAUUUUACAUGGGAUCCCAGUGCAUCAACACCUAUCCUUCAGGAUAUAAAUCUUGAUAUUCCAGCAGGAAAGCUUACCAUUAUAGUUGGGACUGUUGGAAGUGGAAAAUCAUCGUUGUUACAGGCGAUCAUGGGAGAAAUGACCACACUUUCUGGAACCGUACAAGUCAAUAGAACACACGAAGACAUUGCCUUGGCUGCACAGAAAGCAUGGUUGGUCAACUCAUCACUGAAGGAAAAUAUCUUGUUUGGAGAAAAGCUAAAGGAUUCAAAGUAUCGCAAAGUAAUUGACGCAUGCGCAUUGAAGCCAGACAUUGACAUGUUACCAGCAGGCGACCAGACUGAGAUUGGUGAGAAAGGUAUCAACUUGAGCGGAGGACAGAAACAGCGAGUCAGUGUUGCAAGAGCGCUCUACUCGGGUCGAAAUAUUGUCAUUCUGGACGAUCCUCUCUCUGCCUUGGAUGUUCAUGUAGGAGCGCAUCUCUUUCAGCAUGGGAUAUCUAAGAUCCUCAGGAAACAUUACCAGACUGUGAUUCUAGUUACUCAUCAGCUUCAGUAUCUACCAGAGGCCGAUCAGAUAAUCGUCAUGAAAGAUGGUCGGAUCAUUACGAUGGGUUCUCCAGAGGAAGUGGCAAUUCUUGAUCCAACGCUGUUCUCAGAGUGGAACAGAGCUAUACAGAUCUUCAGUGAGUCCGAAGUCGAGUCUGGGGCUGAGUCUGAAGGUUUGGUGGAUGAGAGGAAAGCAUUGAGACGUCUGGUGGCCCGCUCAGUAUCCCCCUCUGGCAUCAGUGCCGAGUGUCCAGAAGAAAAUGAAAAGGGGCGUUUGAUUGCAAAGGAGGAGAAAGAGAAGGGGUCUGUAUCAUAUCGAAUGUAUCUGCAUUACUUCAAGGCUAUGGGAUAUUGGCUUACUAUCUUUGUUUUAUUGACGGUGGUAAUAAGAUCAGCCUUGCAAAUAUCAACAAAUUUCUGGUUAUCUUCCUGGGCUCAGUAUGACCUCAAUAUCACAGGGAAUAGUGUUGACAAGACAUCAUAUUGGAUAGGGGGUUACGCUGGUCUGUCCAUGUCAACUCUAGUCGUUAGUUCUAUCUCUAUCUUUGCCAUCGCCUUUGGAGCCUUGCAUGCAGCUAGGAAUCUUCACUAUGCUCUAAUUGAUAACAUCAUCCACAUACCAAUGAGGUUUUUCGAUACUACACCCAUUGGGAGAGUUCUCAACCGGUUUUCUAGCGAUACACAACUCAUUGAUCAGCGUCUAGUACACACCCUCCGUCUCCUAAUCAACCUCGCAGCCACCGUGUUCAGCUCCCUGGUCGUCCAAGUAGUCGUUGUCUGGUACUUUGUAUUUUUCUUCAUUCCGAUCUCCGUCAUUUUCAUCAUGCUGGUGAUAUACUACAUAACUACCUCCAGGGAAUUGCAGCGGGCAGAGAGUGUCUCACGUUCCCCAGUCUUUGCUCACUUCUCAGAAACACUCGGCGGUCUUUCGACGAUAAGAGCAUACAAAGAUGAAAAGAGGUUCUUCCAGAUCAUAAUGGAUCACAUCAACACCAACAAUACUGUCUUCCUCUAUCUCCUCACAUCGAUGAGAUGGGUAGCUAUCAGACUGGAUUUUCUUGGGGAUUUUGUAGUAUUUUCAGCGAGUUUGUGCGUCUUAUUGGGAGCUGCUUACCUGGGGAUCGAUUCUAGCCUGGUUGGGCUUGCUAUUUCAUAUGCACUGGAGGUGUCUUUAUAUAUGAACUUCAUGGUUCGGCAAUGUUCAGAUUUAGAACUGCAGAUGAACGCUGUAGAACGUGUUCGUUUCUACUCAGAAGUACCAACAGAAGAUUACAAUGGUCUUGAGCCCCCUCCCGACUGGCCAUCUCGCGGUGAAAUUCAAUUUGAAGAUAUAAGUGUUAGAUAUUCACACGACUUAGAUCCAGUAUUACAUGAUGUGUCACUUGACAUAUUCUCGCAGGAAAAGCUUGGAAUCUGUGGUAGAACAGGAAGCGGCAAGUCCUCGUUAACUCUUGCCUUGUUCCGGAUGAUCGAUACAUUCAAGGGUCGUAUUUUAAUCGAUGGUAUUGACAUUGCUUCGGUUCCUCUCCGAACUCUACGUCAACGACUCUCCAUCAUCCCACAGGAUGCUAUCCUCUUCACAGGAACGAUCAGGUACAACUUAGAUCCAAUUGGUACAAAAACAGACAAAGAACUAUGGGAAGCACUGGAUGUGGCCCAACUGAAGGAGGUGGUUUCGAAUAUAGAUGCAGGAUUAGAUUACCAAGUAACUGAAGGAGGAGAGAAUUUCAGUGUGGGUCAGCGUCAACUCUUUUGCCUGGCUAGAGCCUUUCUUAGACAUUCCAAGAUUAUUGUUAUGGAUGAGGCAACUGCUUCUAUCGACCAAGAAACGGAUUCAAUUCUUCAAGAUGUUGUGGCUGAUAUAUUCAAAGACAGGACAGUCCUUACGAUUGCACAUCGUGUGGCAACGAUAAUCAACUCUGAUAAGAUCCUUACAUUGAGUGAUGGAUAUGUUGCAGAAAAUGAUACACCAGACGAACUACUUCAGCGAGAGAACAGCAUUUUCGCUUCGCUUGUUAAAGCAGGAAAGUAGGAGAGUUAUAAGCAUUGCAAUAUUUAAUAGACUUUAUGAAGGUCUAUCCUGGCUUUAAAUUCAUAAUUAGGAAAGUAGGGUAAUAGCGUUGUAAUGUUUUAUACAAUUUAUCCUUAUUUUUGUAUAAAUCUAGUGAAAUGUAUAUUUGUCUUACAUUUUGUUUUUUAAUGAAGAAUAAUGAAUGUGGUGAAAGUAUACCCGAUAUUGAAGAAUUAACAAGGGGAUUAAGUUUUUGGAUUCUCCUUUAGCAAGGAACAACUGGUAAGGUUUCUGUGUGCGACUCUAGAAAUAUGUUAUGACCAACAUAGAUAUCAUAUUAAAGGAUGGUUAAAAAACCUGUGAUUACGCUGUAGUUGAAUACCCCUCCCCCGGAAAACGUCUGGCAGCUCAUUUUUCACUCAGUUAACCCUUUUGAAUGAUAUUUUGUCAACAAAUCUAAUUAUUCUGAUUCUGUAUUCAUGUAUGUCUUCGUUUAUUUAUAAUCUACUUUUGGGUUGAGAAGAGGGCCAAAUACACUUUUAAAAGAGUGGAGUUAUAGGAGAUUAUUGUAAAGGCGGGGAAGUAUGUUAUACACUUCGUCCAUGUUUGAGGUCGUAUAUUUGCAUUCUAUGUUAAAAGGAGAACUUAGUAUGGCGCACUGCCUCGUAUCCUAAUGUAUAAGUGAAGACAAUAAUUGAAAACAAUAUAGAUCUCUAUGGCCCGUAUUCUGAUAGCGUGGUUUAACUUAACCCUAGUCUAAGUGUGGUAAUAAACUGCCAUAUUUAAACCUAGGUUUAAAUUUCGUAUUCCGAUAGCAAGGUUUAAGUUAACCCUGGUCUAAGUGUGGUAAUAAAUCCUCAAAAAGUUAAACUCGCGCAGGGGGUAGUUUAAGCCUGGUUUAAAUCCAACAAAUGAUGGCCAACAAUUUUUUAGAAUUUAUGCCUAUAUUGCAUUUCGAGCUACUUCCUCAGUUUUUAACAGAUUCUCAUGAAAUUUGGAACACACUUUGGUCUCAAGGUAAAGAGGUGUAAGAAUUUUUUUUUCCCUUUUUCGGAAAUUGUGUUGCCAUGGUAACAGUAUAUUAUGGUUCAAAAUUUUGCCGUUUAAAAUACUUAAUCAGUUUUCUACCAAUUCUCAAGAAAGUUGGCUAACACAUUGAUUUUGAGGUAAAGAUGUGCAAGACUGUCGGAAAUUGUGUUGCCAUGGUAACGGUAUAGUAUGACAAAAACUAAGCAUAAAUCUUGCUGUUCCAAUUACUUCCUCAGUUUUUAACAAAUUCUCGUGAAAUUUGGCACAUACAUUAGUCUUAAUGUGAAGAUGUGCAAAACAUAUUCUAUGCCUAAAGUAUAUAAAAAAUCGCGUUGCCAUGGUAACAUAUCAAAUAUCGAAAAUUAGGUGAAAAACUUGUGGUUUUAAUUACUUUAUAAUUUUCAAACCAUUUCUCAUAUUUGGCACAGACAUAAGUCUUGAGGUGAAGAUUUGCAAGACACAUUUUUGCAUGUGUUGGAAAUUGUGUUGCCAUGGAAACGGUAUAUUAUGGCAAAAACUAUGUAAAAAUCUUGCAAUUCCAACUACUUCCUAAGUUUUAACCAAUUCUCAUGAAAUGUGGUACAAACAUUAGUCUUGAUGUGAAGAUGUGCAAAAAAUAUUUUAUGUCUUUAUAAAAAAAAAUCAUGUUGCCAUGGUAACAAAUCAAAUAUAAAAAAUUAGAUGAAAAUCUUGUGAUUUGAACUACUUUAUCAGUUUCCAACUGGUCAAUUCUCUUAAAAAUUUGGCACAUACAUUAAUGUUGAGGUGAAGAUGUCUGACAUAUUUUUGCCUGUAUCAGAAUCGUGUUGCCAUGGUAACAACAUAUUAUAUAACGAAAAUAAGGUGAAAAUUUUGUAGUUUUCAUUUUUCAACCAAUUCUUAUAAAAGUUGGCUCACACAUUGGUUUUGAGGUAUAGAUCUGCAAGACAUAUAUUUGGGUGUAUCAGAAAUCGUGUUACCAUGGUAACAACAUAUUACAUAAUGAAAUUAGGUGAAAAUCUUGCGGUUUGAACUCCUUCAUUAGUUUGCAUUUUUCAACCAAUUCUUAUAAAAGUCGGCUCACACAUUGGUUUUGAGGUAUAGAUCUGCAAGACAUAUAUUUGUGUGUGUUGGAAACUUUGUUGCCAUGGUAACAUCAUAUUAAAUCAAUAAAUGUGUAAACACAUCUCGUGGAUUGAACUUCUUCAUUUUAUGACAUAGGCCUAUGCUCAUGAAAUUUAGAACACAUAGGUUUUGAGGUAAAAUAAUCUGCAAGACAUAUUUUCUCAUUCAUCAAAAUAUGUGUUUGUAUGGUAACUACACACACCAAAAUAAGAUUAAGACAAUAGUCAAUGCUAACUGUUGUUUGGCUACAUAGAGAACUACAUGUAGCUGUAGGCUUAGUUCUAGUUUUAAGGGGGGUGCUAGACCUCUAGAUCUCGAACUACAGUCCCUAGCUUUAGAUCUAGGCCUAGAUCUAGAUUCUUUAGAUCUAGUAAUAAUCCGUUAGAUCUCUAGCCUACUUCUUUUGUCAUGCCUAAGGUUAGAUGAGUAGAUCUACUGUAGACUAGCCUACAUUUACUAUUUUUCGAUUUAGAAUCUAAAUUGAGAGUCUACAAAUCUCUAGAUCUAGACCUAUUACAUGUAGACCUAGGGGCCUAGAUUGAUACAGAUCUAGUUCUAGAUCUAGAUAGGGUCUAAGUUAUUUAGUCUAGAACUAGGCCAGCGUUAGAGAUUCUAGAUCAUACAGUAAGUCAGUAGACUAGAUAGCACAGACUAACGUAAGGCCUAGAUCUAAAUUCUUACAUAAAUCUAGGCCUGGCCUAGUCUAGUCAAGACUAAGCUGUUGUUGGUCUAGGUUUAGGCCUGUUUUUUAGUCCUGGACCUGGAAACCUAAACAA